AUGGAUCACAUGGAUAUUAGAAUAUUCCCCAUGAAGGCAUUUGGGUGUUUUAAACAAAGACCUCAUAAGAGUCUUAGGGUGUAUCAUAACAACCGUCCACAGUUUUGUAAAGAGGUUCAUGUGAGGCAUGUUUCAGAUGUUCGGCCCCCUGUGGCGAAUCCCUCGAAUACGGUCACUGGUGCUGCGGGUUUGACCGACACUUGUCAGUGCCAGAUUGACUACGCCAAGGCUACAGUGAAUCCUGCAGCAAGCAAAUGCACAGGUUUCUUCGACCAGAUGGACUGUGUGUUCCGAUCAGCUGAAAAGGGAUGUGACGGGACUACGAAACGCAAGAAGGUCGCGGAAGAUUUGGUUGCAGCCAUAUCCACUGCAUCCUGCACCACUACUUCGGAUGUGUGUUCAUCAUGCAUCUACACCUAUGCACAGGUAGACGUAGAGGUUCCAGCAACCAAGUGCAGUGGUCUUGGCGCGUUCCUUUAUUGUCUAGACGGGAAGACGACAACUAGCUGCAAGUCUACUAGUCCAGAUUCAAUCGCUGUAUUAGCGACCUAUGCCAAGACCGAGAUCACUAAAGCUGGAUCCACUUGUAGUGCAUUAACAGACACCUGUGAGUGCCAGUACACGUUCCUUACCACCGCAAAUUCUGAUACAACAUGCAGUGAACAUGCUAAGAGAAUGGAGUGCAUUGUGGCAGCGACCGGGCCUGCCUGUGACGCGACAGUCCCACGUUCGACUUAUGCCACGAACAUUGCUGAACCAAACCUGAAAGCCAUAGCCACUUGUGAAUCCUCCUUAACUAACACGUGCACGCUGUGCCAGUUCGCAUACGCUAAGCAGACCAGUGCCACCCAGACAAACAGAUGCGACUCUGGGGACUACCUGCCAAUGUCAAGCAACUUUCCUUACAGCAGACAAGUCUUCUCCGGCAAAUACAUGCACACCAACACUGAGGCCAACACUAAGGCCAACACUAGGACCAACAUUAGAACCAACACCGAGGCCAACACUAAGGCCAACACUAGGACCAACAUUAGAACCAACACUGAGGCCAACACUAAAGCCAACACUAGGACCAACAUUAGAACCAACAAUGAGGCCAACACUAAAGCCAACACUAGGACCAACAUUAGAACCAACACUGAGGCCAACACUAAUGCCAACACUAGGACCAACAUUAGAACCAACACUGAGGCCAACACUAAGGCCAACACUAAUGCCAACACUAGGACCAACAUUAGAACCAACACUGAGGCCAACACUAAGGCCAACACUAGGACCAACACUGAGGCCAACACUAGGACCAACAUUAGAACCAACACUGAGGCCAACACUAAGGCCAACACUAGGACCAACAUUAGAACCAACACUGAGGCCAACACUAAGGCCCACUGGCUCUUGAGAAGGAAGCAGGGUGUGUAUACGAAGCCAGUGGAUGUUUCUUGUGACGCCAGCGUCUCUAGAACAACCACGCUGACAUCUGUGGGGUCAGCUAUCACCACGGCCUCUUGCACUGUACCCGGCACAUGCACGUGUCAGAUCGCUUAUGGAACCUCAACCGCUGCUGAUUGCACGAAGAAAUUCACGCUGAUUGGAUGUCUACAAACGACAGCAGAUGAUGGCUGCAGGGGCCACACCACCGUACAGACUCGAACAGCACUGGCUACACUCGUGGAGAACGCUGCUGCCUGCACUAAAACAGCUGCCUGCACGUGUCAAAUCAAUUAUGCAAAGGCUGAUGUGACUGGAGCCAACAAGUGCCUGGAACAGAAGAAGCUUGCCGCAUGUUUGGGAGCAACGGAAACAGAUGGGUGCAAUGGCGGGAAAUCCCACACUCUUGCUGCCACAGCCGUCGGGGUCAUCAACGGCAUCGCAAGCUGCGCUCCCGCUGCCCAGACAACGUGUAAAUGUGAGCUGGAGUAUGCUGUUUUAGACAGGACAACGAGUGAUGGCAAGUGCAGUGCUGCGAAGAAACUGCUUCAUUGUCUGACUUUCACCACUGAUGCCGGAUGUGCCCAAACCAGAGCUGCUGUGGCUACUGCUGCUCAGACGGCUAUCGCUGACCUCGAAAGUGCCUCCGCCGGAUCGUGUCCUUUAACAAGUAGCUGCACAUGUCAACAGACGUUUGUGACGGCAACCAGCUUCAGCAACGAGGCCGACAAAUGCCUAGAGUACAAGAAGCUGGCGAUCUGUCUGGGGAACAACAAUGAUGUUGCCUGUGAUGGCACCACAAGCAAGAAUGCACUUGUGACGUCUGUUGAAACUAAGGCUAAAACUUAUGCCAGCUGCGCUACAGGGCUCUCUUCAUCCACCUGUCAGUGUGAGAUCAACUACGCUAAAACUGAUACCAGCGACAACGCCAAGAAGUGCACCGCCUACAACAAAAUGCUGACGUGCAUGUUCGGUUCUAAUGGUGAUUCUUGUGUUGGAACGGCAAAGACCACGUUUGUGACGACCAUCGACACCAAUGUGAAAUCAGCACCCUUGAGUUGUACAGCUCAAACUGCGGAAUGUACCUGUGCUGUGGCAUACGCCAAAAUAGACUUUGCCACGGCUACUAACGCUGCCAAAUGCAGUGCUGCGCAAGACCUACUGGGGUGCAUGACUGGAAAGACGGGUACUGGCUGUGACGGAGCCCAGUCGACUGCAACAAUCUUAGCAACAGCUGAGAACACCAUCGCACAGGCAGUCGCAGCGGGACAAGCCUGCGCACUGAGUGAGAGCUGCAAGUGUGAAGUCCUAUUUGGCAAAGCUGAUUCGACGAAUGAUGCUGCUUACUGCUCGGCUGCCUUGAAUUAUUUUGCCUGUCUCAGUGUGGCGACGGACGUCGGCUGUUCUGGAACGACCAACGAUGCCCUUAAACAGGCAGCCUUGACGAAGGUUACAACCAUAAAAGGCUGUGCUUUGCCAGAUACGUGCCAGUGUCAGCAGACCUUUACCACCAGCGUCGCUGCCAAUGCAUCUCAGGAAUGCAGAUAUGCACUGAACGCCCUUUCCUGUUUGUCUGCAACCACAUCUCAAAGUUGUGAUAAAACCCAGACUCAGUCACAGGUUGCCGAUGGUUUUAAAACAAGGGUGGCAACUCUUUCAUCAACAAGCUGCUACCAGACAGAGACCUGUAAGUGCCAGAUAGCAUACGCUACAGCUGACACAACGUCAACAGCCAACAAGUGCACGGCUGGCAGAACGUAUAACACGUGCCUCAACAAGAUACAGAAUGACCAGGACGUAGGCUGUGAUGACGUCACACAGAAACAGUACCUGAUGCAGGGUCACGUCAUUCUCGUUCUACAAGCCUGUCGUGGAUGCUCGAUUUCACAUCCUUCAGUGGCAAUCAUCCUCAUCUUGGCAGUCUCGACCUUGCUAUGGAAAUACUAAAGUGACGCCUUAUGGUUAUCGGAUAUGCGUUAUGAUAUAUAUAGGACAAUGGCAGUGCUUGUGGAACCAGUAUUCACUGAUUGUACAAUUAACGAUCAAAUACUUGUAACUUAGUUCAAAUUUAUAUAUUGGCUUGAAUGAUAUGCUUGUAUCAUCUCUAAACUGUUUAUGGUAAAAUGAUAUCCAAAUAUUUUAAAUACAUUGAAUAAUGUUAUGUUUGUCUGUGAUAAAAGCAUCAAUUACGCAAUGCCGUCGAAGAUUUCGGCCAUUAUCAACAAAUGAAUGAAUACAAAUCAUACAAGGUAUUUGAUAAAAUAUUUCAGAAAUUAACAAUUAUUAUGAUACCGGUUCCUGCAAUAGAGUAUUAGUAACUUGUAAAUGUUUUGUAGAAUUGUAAAAAUGUUUUCAAUUAUGGAUAGUCAUUAUCUUCAUCUCGAAAUAAUGACGCAACUUUCGACGAAGAUCAGUGGUCUAAUAUUGUUCUUGCCUAUGCCUCGUUAUGAAGGAAACUUCUUUUUGAAUUUCUAUCUUUGUUUAAUAUGUAUGAGGUGAUGAAAGGAAAUGUGAAAGAAUAUUAAUGUCACUGUGAAUAUGUCAUGUCAGGCCUUGUACAUAGUGAUUCUAAAAAUGCAACCUCGUGUUUUGUAAACAUUAUAUAUACAUAUAUACAAAUUAUUGCAUAUGCUUUAAAAUUAAAAUAACCACUCAAAAUGCAUGAGAAAUUACAGUAUUAAAAUGAAAUGUUUUUUUCUCCAUUUUUAAAACUGAAUGUAUCAGGACAUAAAAGAACAAGUCAGUUUAAAAUUUGAAACUUUUUCUAAAAGCUUUUAAUCUUUUUUCAAAAACAUUUAUGUGUUGUAUAGUAGUCUCGCUGCUGAGUUCUACCAAGGAGAAUUAUCUCCUAAAAACCAAAUGUACAGCACUGCGUCUAUAUAUACUUACUGACCAUCCGUCCAGAAGAUGAAAGUUUAGCAGUAUUCUGUUCUGUGAUACUGGCAUUUAUUGAUGCAAAUCCAGCUGAGAGUGUUCCCUGUUUCUAUUAAGGCUGAUAUGUUUCCUCAGUAAUGAUGAAUGUUCUUUAAAUGUUCUACAAAUUUCCCAAUCCGAUCCGAUUUUAUACCCGUCCUAGGAAUGUGAUAUUUGUUCUAUUUGUGAUAUAUGUUAUUGUGAACUAUAUGUAUAUAUGUCAACUAUUUUCCUAUUCAUGUAUUCAGAGAAUUCCAAGAUUGAAAAUAAGAAUAUAAAUGACCUACUAUUUCAUAUUCACAAGAGGGGGAUUGGUUUUAGCGAAGAAAAUAUAUUCUCCCGGAGUACCAAGAACAAAGUAGGCUUCAGACGUAAAAAUCGAAAUUCUAAGCCAUAUAAAAUACAUUAUUUAAAGGUGUUUUUCGUAAAUAAAUAUCCAGGACGGUCUCCGAAAAAAAUGAUAAAAGUGAUAAAAUGCCAUUUAGAUAAAACCUAACUUCACACGAAUGUUUUCUUUGAUGUGCAUUUUAGAAGAUGAGUUUAAGAAUGGCGAAAAUUCUUAUGGAUCUGCAACUUGUAUAUCCAUGAAAAUUGUCAUCAUUCUUCACACAAUGUUUUUAAUUUGAUAUGGCAUUGAAAGGAAAUACGUAUGUUAAAUAUUAACUUCAGUUAUCAAGUAAAAACAUUGGAAAAAACAAUGCGCUUGUUUUGGAACCAAACGCUAAGCUUUAAGAUAUAACCACAUCUCCAAUACACCUGUUAUCUGUAAACACUAGUCUGUAGAGUGAAGCCUUACAUCCCUGACUGUUGCUGUUUUUGCUGAGAGAUGGGCAAAUUCCAAACGCUUAAAACAAAAUCCAUUUUUAAAAAGAACAUAUUUAAUAUAGUUGUGGAAUAAAUCUUUCAAACAUUAAUUGUACUGCGAUUAAAGAUAUAUUUGUUUUGUAACUGUUACGUAUCGAUGUACAUAUAGUUGAAGUUAUAAGACAUUUGACACUUGCAUUCCAUUUAUUACUGUGCCUAUCUCGAAUGACGUGAUUACGGAGGCAGUCAUAGUUGUAAUGUUUUCAUUCAAAUAAACUUUCUAUUUCAUA
Haliotis rubra (blacklip abalone) is the source of this 5435-nucleotide messenger RNA. RefSeq names its product G surface protein, allelic form 156-like. The transcript is spliced from 30 exons. NCBI's taxonomy places the organism in Eukaryota, Metazoa, Mollusca, Gastropoda, Lepetellida, Haliotidae. The record is from RefSeq and is a predicted model, not a curated record. Bases 1 to 3375 code for a protein of 1124 amino acids.